Molecule: messenger RNA, 771 nt
Organism: Plasmodium gallinaceum
Lineage: Eukaryota; Apicomplexa; Aconoidasida; Haemosporida; Plasmodiidae
Exons: 1
Coding region: 1-771 (256 amino acids)
Source: RefSeq, a predicted model, not a curated record
AUGAAAAGUUCUAAAUUAUUUUGUUUUUUUAAUUUGUUAUUUUUCAUAAUUUUAUCGGUAAUACAUUUAUUUAAUGUUAAUUUAUUUUCGAAUGUAAUAUGUCAUUCGUUGGAAAAAAAUUAUCAAUACUUCUGGAAGAAAAUGGAAAGGAAUCUUGCCGAAGGAGAAUCAUCAAGUCAAAUAACUGGAAAAAAAUCAGAUGAUUUUCAACCUGGAAUUUUAUACGAACAAAUUAUUAUUAUAUGUGAUUGUCUUUUUGAUGGGCAUAAGGAUACUCUUUUUAAUAUUCGCAGUUUACCAGAUGAUAACCCUGAACCAUUAUGUUUUAAAGAUGGUUUAUUUAUUGGUGAUAAACUUUACCACCGUUUACAAUGGUCACAAUUAAAUCCAUCGUAUAAGUUAAUACGGAAUGAGAUAAAGAGAGUGAAAGAAUGUAAUGCAUUAAUUAUUUCAAUGGGUAAUAUUAGAGAUGUAAUAGAAUAUGUUUUGGAUAUUUUUAAAUUGGAAAAUGAUUUAACAAAAGUGUUAUUACAUAGUAUGAUUGGUAAAAGUCAAGAAGAUAUAACAAGAAUUAUAAGAGAUGAGAGUAGCAUAAUUAGUAAAAUUCUUGAGGAAUUACAAUUAAGGAAUUUACAACUUCCAGAAAGUCAAGUUAGAAGAUCAAUGUUUAGAAUAUCAAGACGCGCUCAUGAUAUAGCAAAUGAAUUAGGCAUUUUAUAUGGUCAUAUUCCCGAGCCCAUAGAUUGUUAUUUGGAGGAGUAUAGUGAUUGA